CUCUCUCUUUCUCACACGCAGUUGUUCUCUCUCGUUUUCUUUGUCUCUUUCACUCACACACAGUCUGUCUCUCUCUGAGGAUGGCGAAGUGCUGAUAAAUGCUGUUGUUGUGCUCUGUGGCAGCUCCUGCUGUUAAUCCAAUGCUGUUUUAGCACUCUAAUGUGAAAUGAUUAGAGUAAUUGUCCUCCCAUCAUUAGAUGUAGGGACUCGUCAAACUUAAUGGAGGUUUGACAGCUGAGAAUGUGCUCCUCGGUGUGUAUGUGUGUGUGUGUGUGUGAUUUAUGGAUGGUAAAAGGAGAUAUGUGAACAGACACGAUGUGCGUGUUGUUGUCAGGUCGAUGCGGGACAGUGAUGAUGAGGAUGAUGAGGAGCGGAGAGGAAGGACCUGCACCCUGCAGUAUCAGAGAGCCAUCAUACGCAUUCUCACUCACUUCGUCGCCGAAUCCGCAGAGGUCCGAGGUCAGCUGACCUACAUGCUGGGCUCUGAUUGGCAGCUGGACAUCACAGGACUGGUGUGGGACUUCCUGAAAGUGGAGGAUCCUCGAAUCGCACGCUUACAAGAUGGCCGCCUGCUGGAGGGCGUGGGCACGGGCAUGACCAGCAUCCAGGUCCUCUCUCCGCUCUCGGACUCGAUCCUGGCCGAGAAGUCGGUGUCUGUUGUGGACGAGCGAGUCAGCAUCACUGAACUGGGCCUGCAGUUGGUCAGCGGCCUCACGCUCCGCCUACAGCUCAGCACAGGAAGUAACCAAGCCAUCAGCGCCACGGCAACCACACAGGAAGUGCUCAACAUGCCCAAACAGGAGGCGCUGAUCAGUGCUUGGCUCCAGUUUAGUGAUGGCUCCAUGGCCCCUCUGGACCUUUACGACCCGGAUCACUUCGUGCUGACGGUGAUCUCUCUGGACGAAGAGGUGGUGAGCGUGAAUCAGGACGCGACCGGGCGCUGGCCCAUAGUCACGGGUCAGGCCGAGGGUCAGGGCCCACUGCUGCGCGUCGAGAUGAGCGUCCACGAGUCAUGUCAGAAGCUCAAACCCCGCCGCAGCGUGCUCGCCGCCGGAAACUGCCACGUCCGGGUGAAAUACGGCCACACAGAGAGCGUCUCGCAACCUGAAUACGGAGAUGACGACGAGAACCACCGGCAGAAUCUGAACUUACCGGACCGGACCGGAAUGGAUGGCCAUUACUUCUACAGCUCCAUUUCCAACAUGGACGCCGAUGGAGCAAUGAGACGAAUCACCACCACGACCAAGACAGAAAUCAUCCGGAGAACCGGCGGAGAAAAACUCUCAAACGACGGCAGCCAGAUUUCCAACGUCCCUGUCGAUUUCUCCGAUUUCCCUGCCCAAGUAGACCUUCCUCGAGGACACAGCGUCUACGAUGACGACCUGCUCCAGACCAACCGAGGACUCUCGGACCUGGAAAUCGGGAUGUACGCCCUGUUAGGAGUCUUCUGCCUGGCGAUCUUGGUCUUUCUUAUUAACUGCAUUUCCUACGCGCUGAAAUAUCGCCAUAAGGAGAUGAGCAUCGAGGGUCAGGAGAGUCUGAACCACGCACAUGACUGGGUGUGGCUGGGAAAUGAGGCGGAGCUUCUGGAGAGUCACGUGAGCCUGUCGCCGCAAACAGACGAGCAGAUCACGAUCAUGGAUUCCAGCAUCGGUGCGCUGGAGGAAGGAAGCCUUCUGCUCAACGGCGGUUCGCUACAGAAGAACAGUCACGAGCGGCAGGAGCACCGAGGGGCCGAGAACAACGGCGGGAAAGACGCCAAAGGGGACUCGCCCACCACCAAGAGGAAGAGAGUCAAAUUCACCACGUUCACCACUAUUCCCGCCAGCGAGACUCUCGGAGACGAGCCGGACGAGGAAAUAAAGUGGGUGUGUCAGGAUGUGGACAUGCGAGAGUCCAAAGAGCUGCAGAACUACAUGGAGCGGCUAAACGACAGUGUUUUAAAAGACGUGGCGUAGUCGGCGACGUGACAGCACGUGUUAAACAGCAGAACUCACCCUUAUGCCUUCUUCAUAGAGCCAGGAUUCAGUCACGGAAACAUCACAAGCUCUCGGAGGACCCCGGAAAAAAAAAACAAACCCAUGGGAUGUAACAUUCGUGCGUAUGUUGAACUCUCGGAUCAACACGGCAGCUGUCAAAGGACUUGCUACCUGACGUCAUGGUACUCGUAGCGAGAGUUUUUAAAUCAACGAACACAAAACUCCAUUUAUCUUCAUUUAUUGUCCUUCAUUUUGUUCCUCUUCAUUUAUACACAAAUUUAUUUUAGCGCCUUUUCUAGAUAAAAAAAAAAAAGAGAGAGAAAAGAAAUGAAAGCGUUGCGAAGCUUGCAGAUGCUCCACACACACACACACACACACACACACACACACACCAAUGAGUGUACUAUUGAUGCAUAUUGUUUCACUGUAA
Molecule: messenger RNA, 2409 nt
Organism: Ictalurus furcatus (blue catfish)
Lineage: Eukaryota; Metazoa; Chordata; Actinopteri; Siluriformes; Ictaluridae
Product: transmembrane protein 132C-like
Exons: 3
Coding region: 282-1958 (558 amino acids)
Source: RefSeq, a predicted model, not a curated record